This is a messenger RNA of Ceratina calcarata, 351 nucleotides long. RefSeq names its product ribosomal protein L39 (gene RpL39). The transcript is spliced from 3 exons. Gene Ontology annotation, biological process: translation. Gene Ontology annotation, molecular function: structural constituent of ribosome. Gene Ontology annotation, cellular component: ribosome; cytosolic large ribosomal subunit. NCBI's taxonomy places the organism in Eukaryota, Metazoa, Arthropoda, Insecta, Hymenoptera, Apidae. The record is from RefSeq and is a predicted model, not a curated record. Bases 107 to 262 code for a protein of 51 amino acids.
ACUCCAAAAUCAUUUGAGGUAUGUGUAUGGAAUCCUGUUACGAAACAUACGCGCAGAGUGAAGAACAUCCAUUUUGAUCUGUUUCGUCGACAACGGCGCAAGCAAAAUGUCGGCUCAUAAAACAUUUAUUAUCAAGCGAAAGCUUGCUAAAAAGCUGAAGCAAAACAGGCCGAUUCCCCAGUGGGUAAGAAUGCGUACAGGCAACACGAUCAGGUACAAUGCGAAGAGGCGUCACUGGAGGAGAACUAAGUUGAAGCUGUAAACAUGUUAUUACAUGUGUUUACCUAGCUUCUAUGACGAUGUAUUAAAUGUUCAUUCUUAAAUAAAUUCUCACUUUGACAGUCAGAUAAA